Messenger RNA from Coccinella septempunctata (seven-spotted ladybird), 674 nucleotides. RefSeq lists its product as uncharacterized. Bases 132 to 674 code for a protein of 180 amino acids. NCBI's taxonomy places the organism in Eukaryota, Metazoa, Arthropoda, Insecta, Coleoptera, Coccinellidae. The transcript has 4 exons. The record is from RefSeq and is a predicted model, not a curated record.
UACAUCGAAUGAGAACGAACUGGUAGAUACAGAUCUUAAUUAUUCGAAUUAUUCCAACAAGUCGUUAUAAAAUUAUUUACAUGAUCAUUUUCGUUAACAAACCCCAUUCAAAUUCCUAUGAGUAAAAAACGAUGUCGAAGUUUAUUUUGAUAAUUGUUCUAUCGUUUUUGGUUUCCUCAGAGGGAAAGAAGGUUCUUCAUUAUAAUAAAUUCGUUAACUGCCCGGAACAUAAAGAUUUGCCGAUCACCCUGACCUAUUUCAAACAACAUAAUUACGCCAAGAAUAACAGGACGUCAGAGAAAAAGUUCGAAAUCAAAAAAGAGAUAAAGGGAAACAUUGAAAUCAUUGCCAACAUGAUCAAAUGCGACGUAUCGGGUGCACCAGAUACUUGCGAAUAUGUCGUGAAGGAUUUCAAGGUAACCAGGGUUUGCGAAAGAAUGAAUGAGAAGGGACAAGUUUGGACACCGUUUAUAGAAGGUUUUAGUCCUCCGGUGGCUUGUCCGAUAAAGCCUGGCGAAUAUGUGACGGAGAAUACUGUGAAUGAAAACCAUGCACUCAGGUUCUUUCCAGUCCCUCAAGGAGUCUGGAAGGCCAGUGCCCUCAUGAGGAAUGAAGAGGAAAUAUUGGCUUGUUGUGAAAUUGAACUUAAAAUCUUAGAUGUCAGGAGAUCUUGA